Messenger RNA from Saprolegnia parasitica CBS 223.65, 1785 nucleotides. RefSeq lists its product as hypothetical. The transcript has 7 exons. The record is from RefSeq and is a predicted model, not a curated record. NCBI's taxonomy places the organism in Eukaryota, Oomycota, Saprolegniomycetes, Saprolegniales, Saprolegniaceae. Gene Ontology annotation, molecular function: protein binding. The coding region runs from base 1 to 1785 and encodes 594 amino acids.
AUGCAGUCACCACAUGCGCCGAUGCGAACUCGGUGCGCUGCGUUGGCCAGCUCUUUGCGCGGGCGCGCGUGCUUGCCGCACUCGACCUGCCAGCCCGCAUGCGACCAUGUCCGCCAACGCUGCAAUACCACGUCGUCACUCUGCAACGACGCGAUGGACGCAGCUAGAAGUGUCGAGCAGCAACUCGAACAGGUGUCGUCGACGUACGGGCAGCUCAAGCAGCUCUAUUCGCGCAUCUCUCGGACUCCGUUGGCACUGUCUCUUGUGGCACGGCUCGGCGCGAUCCUUGGCGUAAACGGCUUCAAGAACGAGGCCAUUGAAGCAUAUGCGCGGGGGUUGGCUAUGAACCCAACGCACGCACCGGCAAUUGCAGCGAUUCACGACCUGGCGUCGGCAGCGACGACGACGCGAGCAGUUCUAUCCAGCUUUCCCGAGCUCGGACCGCUUCAGACCGCCAUCCUACACGAGCACGCGCAGGGUCGACUGCACGAGGCGCUAGCUCUCAACCGCAUCGCGCUCUUGCUGUUGCCGCAAGACGGGAAUAUGCAUACCAACGCCGGCGCCUUUUACUAUGAGCUCGGCCGCGACGACGACGCCCGGCGCCACCUACUGCAGGCGAUUACCAUCGACCCACGCAGCGUCCACGCGCUCAACAACUUGGCCGCUGUUGACGAGCGCACGGGGCAUGUCGACGCUGCACUGCAGACGUACGCAACCGUUGUCGCCUUGGCCCCCGAGUACGCACACGGUCUCUACAACUAUGGCAACGCGCUGUUGAAGCGGCGGGCGUGGCAGGACGUCGUAUCCCUCUACUGGCAACGACUUGGCUUCAUCAAUCACGUUGCCCGAAUGCCGUCAAUGUUGGCGAUGCAGGCGCUGGUGCAUGUGCUCUUGCUGGACACGAUGCCGUCGCCCGUCGCCGACUGCACCCAACGACUGCUUCGCGACAUCUACGAUGUGAGCUUCGCACCCAACACGACACUAAGCGCAUUGGCCGACGCCACGGCGGCCUACGAACGCAGUAUGAAUGUGAUGGCGAUCGCACUAGGCCACAUGCUGGGGACGCCCGGCGCCGUCUUGGACCGUGUCUGUCGGUGCGCAUCCGUCGCCGUCGACGCACCACGCACCGAAUCGGUGCACCUCAUCGUGCAGUACUUUACUGCGUCAUCUCCGGCGCGCCAGGCCGAGUUGGCACUCUGUCUUGACCGCAAUCUGCAGAAUCUUGCAUUGGCAGCUGUCCAUGUCCUAGUCGAGCACGUGGCCGACUACGACCUUCUGCUUGCAUCGGUGACGCCGACAACCAAACUGCGCGUGCAUGUGCUCGGCCACCGGCUAUCGUUCCGAGAUGCGUUUGCCUAUGCCAAUGCACAGGACAACGUUGACAUCGUCUGGCUGCUGGCCAACGCCGACGUGUACUUUGAUGCGUCCGUGGCGAUGUUGCAGCAGACGACGGCGCACCAGGUCGUGGCGCUGAAGCGGUGGGAGCGAGGGGCCAGCGACAGUGUGUUCUUCUUGCACCCCCGCAUCGACUCGCAGGACGCUUGGGCGUUCCGUGCGCCGAUUUCGGGUGCGGACUUGGCGGUGCCGCUAGGCUACCCACGCUCCGACUCGCACGCCGCGUACCGGUUGCGCCAGCUCGGCUACGACGUAGUCAACUGGGGCGUCUUCGUACGCACCAUGCACGUGCAUGCAAGUAGCAGCCGGUUGUACACCGAGACCGAGACCAUCCGGGGCGCGGACGCCUACGUGCGGCUGGCAUCGUCACUGCCAUCCAACUCGAUAUAA